Messenger RNA from Xiphias gladius (swordfish), 5645 nucleotides. It is a transcript of the gene sox18, whose product is annotated as SRY-box transcription factor 18. Gene Ontology annotation, biological process: positive regulation of transcription by RNA polymerase II; vasculogenesis; angiogenesis. The transcript is spliced from 2 exons. Lineage: Eukaryota; Metazoa; Chordata; Actinopteri; Istiophoriformes; Xiphiidae. The record is from RefSeq and is a predicted model, not a curated record. Gene Ontology annotation, molecular function: DNA-binding transcription factor activity, RNA polymerase II-specific; RNA polymerase II cis-regulatory region sequence-specific DNA binding. The coding region runs from base 422 to 2224 and encodes 600 amino acids.
UCAAAGAGGGCAGACAGACAGAGAGACAGUGAGCUGGACGGCCUAAGUGACGGAGGGGAAUCGAGCUUCGGACAAACCACCGCACCGCACACUCCAAACAAGAACUGUUGUCUUUUGAGAAAAAAAGAGUGAAGAAAAGAAAAAGGCAGAGUCAUUGUGGAUCAUUUUCAGGGGGAAUAUCUUGCAACACAACUUGUUUGUUUUCUCUUUCUUUCUUUUCUUUUCCCUCCUCUCAGAUCUCGAUGCUGUGCUUUGGGAUUUGUGCUCCAAAUCCAUCAAAUUCCUCUCUUGAUCUUUCUGUUUGUCAUUCGAAACACUUUGAGUUACAAAUUUUUUCCAGAACUUUGCAACCCAACAAACUGAGACAGACGUUUGCAGAAUUUCACUUGGUCUAAAAGUUGAAUCCGAGCCCGUUUCUGGAAUGAAUUUAACCGAGCCCCACUUGUCUAGAGAAACUCUUCUGCAUCCAAGCCGGGUGUCUCUCGGGGGCCCCUGGACGUCCAGAACCCCGAGUCCCGCUGCUGAUUCUGAAAUGGGUUUUGAGCAGAACCUCUCUGGGGACUGCAGUUCUCCCGAUGGCCUCGGACCCGGGAGCAUGAGGAGAACAGAACCGAGGAUUUCUCUGACGCCCAGUUCAGGGGGACAGAGUCCGGACCUGACCCAGGCGGGAGGUGUGUCGGUAGGCACAGCCGACGGGAAGGCCGUAGGGGGCGAGCAGAGGAUCCGCAGGCCCAUGAAUGCCUUCAUGGUGUGGGCCAAAGAUGAGAGGAAGAGACUGGCCCUGCAGAACCCUGACCUGCACAAUGCUGUGCUCAGCAAGAUGCUCGGUCAGUCAUGGAAGGCCCUGAGUGCCACAGACAAGCGACCGUUUGUGGAGGAGGCAGAACGACUCCGUGUCCAGCACCUCCAGGAUCACCCAAACUACAAGUACAGGCCUCGUCGAAAAAAGACCACCAAAAAACUCAAGCGGGUUGAACCUGGGCUUCUUCUUCACAGUCUGGCCCAAGGUGGCGCACCAGGUCUUGGAUUAGGACCUGGCAUGAGCCCGUUGGGUGCAGAAAGUGUUUCUGGAGGUUCUGCAUAUGGACAUGCAAGCGCUCACCCUCCACACCACCAUCAUCCCCACCACCUGCUCCCCUCUCUGGGUCACUUCAGGGAUCUCCAGGCUCCGGGACACCCAGAGCUGGAGAGCUAUGGCCUGCCCACUCCAGAGAUGUCCCCUCUAGAUGUUCUGGAAGAUGGAGCUGGGGAAUCUGUGUUUUUCCCCCAACAUAUGCAAGAGGAGGGGGGGAUGGGAGGUUGGAGUGGGUACCACCACCACCUUCACCCUCAUAACCAACAUUACAGCCAUCACUACAACAACCACAGUCACCACAACUCCAUACAUGGUGCAGCAACACAUGGUCAGAGUUCGGGAAUGAGUGUUGGUGCCAGUUUAAGCACCAGUAUGAAUUCCAGUUUGAGUCCAGGUAGAAGUUCCAGAAUUGACUCUAGAAUGAGUUCUGUAGAGUCAAAUAUGACCUCUGUCUCUUCAGUUUUGGUGAAUUCGGUCAACUCCAGGUUAAAUCCUACUCAUGCCUCCAGUCACCACAUCACCUUAAGGAGUCCUGCAAAGUGCCCAUCAUCUCUAUCCACCUCCCCCUCCCCUGUUUCCUACCCCCAGCCCUCUAUCAGCCUCCCUGAGCCAAUAAAAUGCCACCAACCGCCCCUGAGCACCGCUCCUGUUGGCUACUUUAGUCAGAUGUAUGGGAACGGCACUCCAAAUGCUGCCCAUUUCACUCCCUCUCACCUGGGGCAGCUUUCCCCUCCUCCUGAAACUUCUCCCUCCUCCUGCUCAUCCUCCCUUCCCUCAUCAACUUUCCUUCCCCCGAUGCACUUAGACCCUUCAAACCCUGAGUCUUCCGGCCAUUUGGGGUCUUCUUCUGCUGAGUUUUGGUCUGAGGUGGACAGGCACGAAUUCGACCAGUACGUGAAUAUCGGAAGGAAUCGAGAGGAUGCCUUCGGACUUGGUGGGAGCUGUGGGGGCGGGUCCAAAGUCCUUUGUGGGCGCAGUAGCAAUAGCGUAGGUAGUAGCAUUAAUAGCAGUGUUAGCAGUAUCAUUAAUAGGGAUGUCAGUAGCAUUAUGAGUGGUGCUAGUGGGUGUGAUGAAGGGAGCAGCCCUCUUAUAUCUGCUCUCUCUGAUGCCAGCAGUGCUGUCUAUUACAGUGCCUGUAUCACUGGAUAAACAUUCAACGAUCUCAUCUCUCAUACCUUCUUGCAUACUGCACAGGUUGGUUUGGCUCAUUUGAAUCAUUGCUAUGUGACAGGGAGGAAGUAUGUCGGGAAGAUUAGUUUUGGCUCAUACUUUAAAUCAAGUCAUUGUCAUUUUUUGCGUAUCUCUCAUAGAUUCCCACUCCAAUUUGAAAAGUUUAAAUUUUCCCAAAUUCUAAAAAGGAAAAUGUAAAUGAAUGGUUUUGAUAUGCAAACACUUACUGAAGCUGAGUAGAGCCAAAAGACAUAGUUUUUGAAAAAUUUGCAAACUGCAAAACACUUAACUGGCCAAGAAGGCACUCUUGUUGAAGAAGAAGAAAAAGAAUAUAUAAAUGCACAUUGCUUAUUUUUAGAUUCAUUCAUGAAUUCCUGAAGAUAACUUUGAACAGUCGGCUGGAUAACUAACCAGCUUUCCCUGAUAGCUACAGGCUAGUGUUGCUUAGUUGAACUUGGGCAGUCAGGUAUACAACUUGGUAGCAUAGAUAACUUACGGCCUAAUCACAGGAUUGUUUGUAGGAUUUGUGGGACGCGCCUGUUGGAAUGCCAGCUCCUUUGUAGGCAUUAGUUUUAGCGGCAGGUUUCUGUUUUUGCUUAGCAACUGCAAAAUCCCCUACUGUCAGUCACUUAGCUAAAAUAGAUGCUCUGUAUCAAGAUAUUGUCUGUUGAUUAAAAUGGAGAGUAGAGAGAAAAACAUGCUGACAUAGUGCAUUGUUCUGCUUAGGGAGUCUGACUUUAGGCACUCAAAGUAGUUCUCAGAGAAAAAAAGAAAAUAAAGAAAUAGUAUCUUAGUGUGGUGGGCAGAUGAAUAGAAGGCAGCUGGAUAGCACCGCAGGAUUGUUCAGUUACUUACCAAGGUUGCUAGGUCUUUGAGUCUUGGUCAAUAGCUGGUUGCAUUUAUGACCGGGACAUUGUUCUGGUGGCUGCAUAGACUGAAGGAUUCAGGGAUGUAGGAUCUCGGCAAGCGCUUGUCUUAGUUGAAGUGCCUUCGAGCAGGACACAAAGCUCCUACCUGUUCCAAGGACUUAGUUUCUCUUAGCACUCUAAGCGCUCCGGUGACAGUUCAUGCUUUAUGAAGAUUAUGCGAGCAAAACGAUUGCUUUAAUUGCACUGUGCGUACUCUGGUUAUCAGAAAAAUCCAAACGACGGCAAAUCUGAAUUUCAAGAUCAUCUGAUAUUAUUUUUGACAAUUCAUCUCAGGAGCGGACAAGUACUCCUCUCCACUGAACUUCAUUAAGUUUAGAUGAAUUUAUAUCAAAGAAAUGGGAACAUGAAGCACAAUGAAGGACAAACACGGGAGAUGAACAUAGAGAAAAAGACUUGAUGGGAGAGACUUGAUCCAGCCUCCACAUAUAUCUCAGCAGUGUUGUCGGGACAGCCUUGGCCAUGGACCCAGACCAGACCAGACCACUGAUGUCUCCUACAAACUAUCAGGAUGUUUUACAAGUUUUUUUCUGACUAUGAUAAAUGCCGUUCCCUCUCUAUCUCAUUCCACGACAGGGCCUCAAGUCAAACGCCAUGCCAAAAUCUGUAAGUCUUAAGUUGCUUUGCUUCUUGGCAAACACAGAUACGUUGAUGAUUAAAAGAUCAUUUCGUUUUAACCAGUAAGCCUCACUGGUAUAAUAAACAUAUCACUUGUUAAAACAAAAAUGUAGUUUCUGAUUUAGCUCUCUCAAUAUCAAUCCUCUGUUAUUCUGCAAAUGGCAGAAGAUUGAGUUCUGCGAGUUGAGCGCUAUCAGAACCAGUCUCGUGGGCUAGAUUAUUAAAACAUCAUCAGGUCUAGGGUCUGCCUAUUUGCCAAUUUAAGCAAAAGCAGCACCAUGCUCCCGGAUACUGGUAAGCAGUGUGACCGAUCCAAUAACAAAUGGUUCCAUUCUAAGUUCAUUUAAAAAUGUAAGCAUAAUGAUUUGAGCGCUAGGUCUUAUGAUUUUUGGAAACCUUGGUUUGAUGUAGCCGUUUACUGUAUUGGUAUACUGUAGAUACUAUGCCUCCUGACAGUAUGUGAAGGAGAAACUGAGACUAUGAAACGUUCUCUUUGCACUGGGUUUAAUGUCUUAGCUGUAUAGAAGGAACACUACUUAUUAAGAAACAAAUGUCCAUAACUUUAAAUAUGUUUUGUACAGAAAGGAUUGUGUUUGGUCGUUGUUGUUGUUGUUUUACAGAUUCUUAUUUUUCAACAUUUUAGGAAAUAUGCUUAUUUGCUUUCUUGCUGCGAGUGAGAUAAGAAGAUCAAUAUCACCCUCAUGUCUGCGUUUUGAGUGCGAAACUGGAGCCGGGAGGUGAUCAGGGGGGAAAAACUAGCCUAGAUUUCCCACUAAGCCCUGCUUCCAGCCUCUCUAGCACUUACUGAUUAACAAACAGAACCUUUAAAACGAUAACGUGUGGUUAUAGAGGGAGUCAUGUGCUGUAGUCGCUGCUUCUGGCUGCACGUAGAACCAUAAAUUGUCGUUUUUACUUCUCUGUUCGUGCGGAUUAGAUCAUUGAAAUACAAGGCCUUCAUUUGUGAACUUGAGAGGUGUCGAUAGGUGGGUUUUUUGAACUUUGGCCAGAGCUAGGCGAGCUGUUUCCCACUCGCAGUCUCUGUGCUAGUGUGGGCUAAUUGCCUCCCGGCUCCAACUCUCUACUUAUCCCACAGGUAUGACUCUCACAACCUCUGGUCUGUUUUUUUGUGUGUAUGUAUUAUAAACUUGCGUUAGAAAAGAAAUCUGUAAUUGUAAUGGUCUCUUGUAGAUCUCUAUGGGUCUUUGAUAGGUUACAUUUUACACUUUGCUCUGCCAGUGACACCGACAAACAAUAAACUUUGCGACCCGCACCAGUGUUAUUUACCUGAACGGCUGGAAAUCGAAAUGAGAAUUUUUGGCUUUGUUUGUGCUGAGAAAAUGAAAAAAUCAACAGUUGUAGCCACUGUAGAGAUCCCUCUGCAUGUGUUUAUGUAGCGUCUAUCCUAUAAUAGUUUUGUAUACAGUGGGAGCGAAACGCAGAAGUCUCUGUUCAAGGAUUUAUCCUGCAUCUGUUCUGCAUUAGUCAUACAGACAAUACUUCUGUACUUUUGAACAUGAAACAGUAGAACAAAAUCGAGUAUCUUGUACAGUGAAACCAGUUAUAUUUACCACACCGUUCCUUGUGGCUGCCAUUGGUUGAAAACAGAGCAACACUAGGUUUUUCCAAACGAUUCCUCUGGAGGAUAGAGCCACAGGGCAGCAGCAGUUCAAGUUUAGAGCAUUAAAAAAUUCUUCUACAUCUGCAUUUGACAUUCUUUUCUGUUGACACCAAACAAAGUCUUGUUUCCAUUUCAGUUUACUGUGACACACAAAGAACAUCAGAGACACAGACGUUUUUUGGAGUCGUGCAAUAACUGGGCUUUUGGUAAUAAUUAUGUGAAGUAAAAAAAAAAAAAA